AUGCCUGCUGCUCUUCGUCUUGGUUCUAUCGCGCCCGACUUUGAGGCUCAGACCACUGCCGGUCCCAUCAAGUUCCAUGAGUGGAUUGGCGAUUCCUGGGCUAUUCUCUUCUCCCACCCGGCUGAUUUCACACCUGUAUGCACGACUGAGCUCGGAGAAGUGGCCAGGCGAGCUCCCGACUUCGCCGCUAGGGGUGUCAAGUUGAUCGGCUUGUCCGCCAACGGGCUCGAAUCCCAUCAGGAGUGGAUUAAAGAUAUCAACAAAGUUGGAGCCUCCAUCGGCCCAACUGACGUCCAGUUCCCCAUCAUAGCCGAUGCGGACCGAAAGAUCUCGACCUUGUACGACAUGCUUGACGCAGUUGAUGCUACCAACGUAGAUGCCAAGGGAAUCCCAUUCACCGUCCGCACGGUUUUCGUCGUCGACCCCAAGAAGAUCAUCCGCCUCACUCUCUCCUAUCCCGCUCAGACUGGAAGGAACUUUGACGAAAUCUUGCGUGUCAUUGAUUCUCUGCAAUUGGGUGACAGGCACAAGGUUGUCACUCCCGUCAACUGGAACAAAGGUGACGAUGUCAUCGUCCACGCAUCGCUUAAUGAACAGCAAGCCAAGGAGCUGUUCCCAGAUCACACUGCGCCUUUGCCCUACCUCCGCUUCACCAAGAACCCCGCCUAA
Messenger RNA from Acaulospora colombiana, 669 nucleotides. Lineage: Eukaryota; Fungi; Glomeromycota; Glomeromycetes; Diversisporales; Acaulosporaceae. The record is from the annotation of a GenBank genome assembly.